This is a messenger RNA of Lentinula edodes (shiitake mushroom), 1149 nucleotides long. RefSeq names its product P-loop containing nucleoside triphosphate hydrolase protein. The transcript has 2 exons. The record is from RefSeq and is a predicted model, not a curated record. Gene Ontology annotation, cellular component: chromosome; cytoplasm. Gene Ontology annotation, biological process: double-strand break repair via homologous recombination. The coding region runs from base 114 to 1052 and encodes 312 amino acids. Gene Ontology annotation, molecular function: ATP binding; nucleic acid binding; four-way junction helicase activity. Lineage: Eukaryota; Fungi; Basidiomycota; Agaricomycetes; Agaricales; Omphalotaceae.
GGCGCGUUGCGCGCCACGUUCAAAUUUUCUAACUAAGCUCUUCCCCAAUACACUACGCCUUUCAUAUGAGAGCCUGAAUUAUCAGCUUCCUUCUAUCAUAUCCUUUUCGUAAUAUGCAAUCAUCUUCCGCUCCUCUGAAUGAUCCAGAUUCUACCAACAAACAUGCAGUCAAUACUCCUGAAUGGUUCGAGUCUGUACUCAAAUCGGCCUCCUCCCUCUCUGAAUUGCGUCCAUUACAAUUGAAGUAUGGCUUAGAGAUGAAUCAAGGAAAAGAUGUCUUUAUGGCAUCUCCCACAGGCUCUGGAAAGACUUUAUUCAUGCUUUCAGGAGCCAUUGCAGCGCAAGCUCGUGGGGAACCUGGAAUUGCAUUUUUUGUUGUUCCUACAAAAGCUCUUGCAAUUCAACAGGCCAAUACUGCCAGGAAGUAUGGCCUCCGAGCAAUGGCUCUUACACAUGAUACUGUGCGUCAGCCUGGGGUCAAUUUAUUUGCUGAACUUGGGCGUGGUGAUGAUAUACGUGUUGCGGUGAUGAGCCCACAAAUGCUCUCCAAUGGGGAAGGUAUUGCAUCGUGUCUGAAGCAGACUGCUUUCAAAACCCAGGUCCGGUGGAUGCUUAUCGAUGAAGUUCAUUUGUUUGCCGAUGAGACCAGCAUCUUCAAUGGGCCAUACAAAGCUUUGGCUCCUAUGAGAGAUAUUCUCCCUCAUGAAACCCAAUGGACUGCUGUUUCUGGUAGCAUCACCCCAGCACAAGCACUGGAGGUGGGGAAAGCUUUGGGUUUCCAUCCCGGACACUACAUCAAUGCAUGGUAUAAUCUUGAUCGUCCCAACAUCUACUAUAUCCCAAGAAUCCUCAGCCAUCCCACUAGUUCCUCCACUUUCCUUGACCUCGCCUUUCUUAUUCCAUUUGAUGCGACCUCCAUCCAGGAUAUUCCAACUGCAAUCGUAUUUGCUGAUGCUAUACGUACUGGCCAAGCGAUCAUGGGAUUCCUUGAUCUCUUGCUUGAGAUUCGGCUUCCCCAGUAUGCACACCGGAAAAAAGUUGUCAGGCUGUGACAAGACCGACCGUGCCUACAGGUCAAUAACUAUAGAGGUUCUGAGGCCGGAUCUGGCCCGGGAAUGGCCCGGGAUAAUUCCGAGGUCCGGAACUGAG